Messenger RNA from Daldinia loculata, 2554 nucleotides. Its product is annotated as galactokinase. Gene Ontology annotation, biological process: carbohydrate phosphorylation; galactose metabolic process. The transcript has 2 exons. The record is from RefSeq and is a predicted model, not a curated record. Gene Ontology annotation, cellular component: cytosol; cytoplasm. The coding region runs from base 511 to 2061 and encodes 516 amino acids. Lineage: Eukaryota; Fungi; Ascomycota; Sordariomycetes; Xylariales; Hypoxylaceae. Gene Ontology annotation, molecular function: ATP binding; galactokinase activity.
UAUGGUGGGAAUUUCAUCAAGGAAAUAUCGCUUGGUCGGGUCCUAAUUGACGGUGGCCGGCCAAUUGCUCGGCGCGGCUGUCCGCGGGGUAUUCUAAAUCUUAGCUAAGGUGGGCAGGUACCUCACGAUAAUCAUGGGAAAUAUAAACAUUUUUGCGAUCUUGUGACAUGUAUCUUUACCUGUUUGUCCUACAACUAUAUAUUUCAUUGCAUCUUCUAAUCCCUCGUCAUUCUCUUCUUGUAAAUACUAUAAAAAUAUAUAUAUUUAAUCUCGAUCAUUACUUUGGUAGUUUAAGCAAAGCCAAAAAUUGCUAACGAUAAAACUCAAUUAACAAAGAAACAAGUACGAAGUAUAAGGCAAACAUCCAUCCCUUAAAGCUCGAAGCGGGGCAUCGACACUUACACGCAGCUAUUUUCCCUUUCGCUUUCUAUUUCCCCGCGACUUAUCUGAGAAUACCUACCUACAUACCUACCUCUACCAGGUACAUAAUCAUAAUCGCAACUCAACAAUAUGUCGGGCCCUGUACCUACGGUCACUGCAUUGCAGGACAUAUACACCCAACAGGCUCUAAAUGAACAAACUGUGAGGUGGAACAAGCUGCUUGACAAGUUUCAGGCCCUCUAUGGCGCCCCCGCCCAAUUCGUCUCGCGAUCGCCUGGUCGCGUGAAUAUCAUCGGCGAGCAUAUCGACUACUCUCUUUACUCGGUAUUGCCCAUGGGAAUGACUCCCGAUGUCAUCCUCGCCGUAUCCACCGAUCUAGAGCCCUCACAAGAAGGCAGCUACAAGAUCAAGAUAGCUAAUGUCGACAACGAGCGAUUCCCAACUCGCGAGUUCGAUGUGUCUUACAGCGAGGUCGAUAUCGACGCAACGAGACAUGAAUGGACCAAUUACUUCAAGUCUGGGUUGAGGGGGGCGUUACAAUUGCUAAGGAAGAAAUAUGGAGACGAUUUUAAACCCAAGAGUAUGCAAGUGUUGAUGGACGGGACAGUGCCUGCUGGUGGUGGUCUCAGUUCCAGCGCUGCCUUUGUAAGCGCCAGCGCAUUGGCUGUUAUGAUUGCCAACGGCGAACGUGAUGUCGACAAGAAAGCUCUGACCGAGGUUGCUAUCGUCAGUGAGCGGGCUGUGGGUGUCAACUCUGGAGGAAUGGACCAGUCCGCUUCAGUAUUCUCCGAACGAGGAUCGGCUCUCUUGGUUUCUUUCACUCCGUCCCUCUCGGCGCGGCCGGUCUACUUUCCUAAAACGAACCCUGAACUGUGUUUUAUGGUCGCGCAGUCAUUCGUCACUUCAAAUAAACAGGAAACCGGCCCAAUUCACUAUAACCUCAGGGUCGUCGAGUGCAGCAUGGCAGCAGCAUAUCUAAAUGCCAAGUUGUGCCCUAAGGGAACUGAACUUCCUAAAGAUGCUGGCCCACUAGGUGUAUCCAUACGCGGAUUCCACCAAAAUUACUUCAAGGAUACCACCAAGUCGAUGCCGGAACAACUUACCGAAUUGAUUGAGCUCACCAAGUCCACGCUUACCCAGGAGCAAGGAUACACUGUGGAAGAAGUUGCUUCGGGUAUCGGUAUCUCGGUUGAUGAUGUAAAAGCUCGGUUUAUGUCCAGCUUCCCCGUACGGGGUGAAUACUUCAAGCUCCGUCAGCGCGCGCUGCACGUAUUUACCGAGGCUCGGCGUGUUCUCCAGUUCCUAUCCCUUCUAGAAGAUCCGGCACAGGCCCCCGACUCUGAGCACACAGUCGAGUACAAUGCUAAGCUCGGAAAACUACUGAACGAAACUCAAGACUCGUGCCGAGAUGUUUAUGAGUGUAGUUGUCCCGAGAUAGACGAGUUGUGCAAGAUUGCGCGUGAGGCCGGGAGCUACGGUAGCCGGCUGACUGGUGCCGGUUGGGGUGGAUGCAGCGUCCAUUUGGUGCCCGCCAAUAAGAUUGACGAUAUCAAGAAGGCGUUGCUCGAUAAAUAUUACUCUAAGCGGAACUUAAGUGAAAAGGACCUAGAGGGAGCAAUUGUCGUCAGUCGGCCGAUGAAUGGCAGUGCAGUCUUCAAACUGAAGGAAGGGAAGAUUUAAUCCAGCUAGGUUAGUAUAUACUAUAUAGCGUAGAGGUAUGCUGUUAGUAAUUGUAGAGCAUAGAUAUUAUGUGGACCCUCGACUCGAUUUCUCAGUUACCUUUUUGUGUUCAUAGGUACGUUCAGACGACUUUGCCACUCUAUCAUAGGUACUCAUAAUUCCCUACUUAAGCCUCGAGGCAACUGCAUCUAGUUGCAGUAUCACAGCUUGAUAAUAUUUAGGGGAAAACACGGAAUAUAGACUUGAGCGAUUGCGUAGCUACACAAUAUUGAAAAUAAUAUCAAUAAUUAGUCCCAGCCUUUGUCAAUAGGAGGGGGUUGUGAGGUGAUUGGCCACACUGCUAGCCUUAUUACCUGUUUAGGAAACAGUUUUCUUUGUAUCGAAGUGAGGUAUCUAUGACCUGGAACUGGAAUAUGAUCUAAUGUAUUAUCCCAGAAUCAUACUGAAGUUAGAUAAUAUGAUUUCGACUUCAGGUAAUAUUAGAUGCCUUAAC